Lycium ferocissimum is the source of this 927-nucleotide messenger RNA. RefSeq names its product dirigent protein-like. The coding region runs from base 142 to 711 and encodes 189 amino acids. The record is from RefSeq and is a predicted model, not a curated record. NCBI's taxonomy places the organism in Eukaryota, Viridiplantae, Streptophyta, Magnoliopsida, Solanales, Solanaceae. The transcript has a single exon.
AGCCAAAACACUAGUUACUACUUUUUAAUUUGUUUCAUCAACACACACACACUACUAUAUAAAGAGUCUAAGAGUAACAAGUCCUCCCACCAUUCACAAAGCCAAUUACAAACUCUUUUCUCUCCCAAAUUUUGUGUAACAAUGUACUCCUCUAAGUCAUUAUUAACAAUUUUAUGCUUUCUUUUUCUUCUCCUCUCCAUUUCUGCUCAGAAAUACACUCAUCGUGCUCGUGCUCCUUGUAAAGAAAUGGUAUUUUUCUUUCACGACAUUGUUUACAACGGGGAAAAUUACAAAAAUGCGACUUCAACUAUAGUUGGUGCGCCAGAAUGGGGCAACAGGACCAUAAUGGCAAGUCCUAACAAUUUUGGGGACUUAAUUGUAUUUGAUGACCCCAUUACAAUUGACAAUAAUUUACAUUCACCCCCAAUUGGAAGGGCACAAGGGAUGUAUUUUUAUGAUCAAAUGGACACUUUUAGUUCUUGGCUUGGUUUUUCUUGUGUGUUCAAUAAUACUGAUUAUAAAGGAAGUUUGAAUUUUGCUGGUCAUGAUCCAUUGAUGAACAAGACUAGGGACAUUUCAAUUAUUGGUGGAACUGGUGAUUUCUUCAUGGCUAGAGGAAUUGCUACUUUGAGCACUGAUGCAUUUGAAGGAAGUGUUUAUUUUCGACUUCGUGUUCAUGUUAAGUUAUAUGAGUGUUGGAAAUUACUCUAGUUCGUAAUUUUCAUUUUUUUUUGUUGAUUUGUUUUUUAAUCGUUGUUGAAGGAUGACCUAAAUUGAGGGUCAAGAAGUGUUAAUUUCUUUGACUUCUCUGUUGUUUUUCUUUUUUCACGAGUUGCAUUUGUGUGGUCAUUGAUUGUGUUUCAACCUUCAGUCUAAUUUCUGUAUGGAGGUUUCAAUUUAAAAUAAGAUUUUAGAGUGCAUAUAAUC